Molecule: messenger RNA, 3828 nt
Organism: Cryptococcus wingfieldii CBS 7118
Lineage: Eukaryota; Fungi; Basidiomycota; Tremellomycetes; Tremellales; Cryptococcaceae
Product: phosphatidylserine decarboxylase
Exons: 12
Coding region: 1-3828 (1275 amino acids)
Biological process (GO): phospholipid biosynthetic process
Molecular function (GO): phosphatidylserine decarboxylase activity; calcium ion binding
Source: RefSeq, a predicted model, not a curated record
AUGCCGUCUCAGGAGGGGACCAUAGAGCACGCCCUCGCCAUGGCAGACACCCAGCCCCGUCCGCAGCCCCGCUUCAAGCGGCUCGCAUCCAAGCCCCUCAAGCUCGCAGCCAGCACCUUCAAGCAACGCAGCUCCAGAGCACCCUCUCCCGGCCCCUCUGCCACCCUCGCCCCUGACAACGCCUCUUCUGUCUCUGUCUCCUCUAUCGCCACUGUAGGCGGCUGGAAGAAGAGGGGAGCAGGUCACCAGCGCCUUUCUCGGGCAUCGGCCUCGGGGCUUACCCCCGCACAAGUCGCCUCUGCUGCAAGGGGCCCUAGUAAACCUCUCGAGGGCGAAGAGCCGGCCGCGUGGCUGCGAGUGAGAGUAGUGGAAGCGGCAAAUCUGGUGGCAAAGGACAGGAGCGGUACGAGCGAUCCGUUUCUGAACCUCCUCAUGCCCCCUGCCACACGUCACACCACCCCAGUCAUCAAGAAAACACUGAAUCCUAAGUUUCCCGCUGAAGGAAGCACCUUCGAUUGCCCGCUGUAUCUCAGCCUUGCCGGAGUCAUCGGAGGUCGCGGCCUCGAGGGCGUUCUUUGGGAUAAGGAUCUUAUCAAGAAGGACUAUAUGGGCGAGCUUUCGAUCCCCGUCGACAAGUGGUUUGCAGACGGUAUAGCACGCCUCUGGGAUGAGCAGUUACCGCUCCUGACGCAACGGAUCUUGUCCACCAGACGGAGGCACAAGGUGUCUGGCAACAUCUCUUUUCAGAUCGGGUUCCUCCCACCCAAAGGGGUGACCACUAACGACGAAGCCUUACGCAGAAUCAAGAUUGUCUAUGGAUCUCUUGUCGAGCAGGGCAACCUGAGCAAAGGAUCUGCUGGUGUUCUCGGUGUCCCUGCAUACAAGGGUAUCGGUACCGUCAAAAUGCGAGCCCGCGAUGCUCAGACCGAAGAGAGGCCCCACGUUCAUGGUGCUUUCAAUGCCAUCCAGGGUGCCGCCUCCGCUGUCGCUGGAGCGUGCUCUGGAGGUCACCGCAUGUCGCCCGCUCUCAACCAGGAUAGGAACGAGCUGGAUGACGACGAAGACGCUGAAGACGACGACGAAGACCUCCUUUCAGACGACGGCAUGUCUUCCAGCUCGUCGAACGACGAAUAUGAGGAUGCGCAGGAUGAGGAUUACGGCGGCGUAGGUCUGCACAGGACCGAGUCGCCUUCUGCCGAGCUUCUCAGCGACCAGACGGCUGGCUUGACUAUCCACCCCGUGGAUCCUGACGACAAGGUCCCAAAGACUGCCGGAUACCUCGACCCUCGGCGAAAGUACGAAACCCCUACGAGAAAGACAUCGCUCCCUGCCCCGGGCUAUUGGGAAGUUCCAAACAUGGCAAAGUCUAGCUCCGCGGACUCUGCAGCAUCCAGCUCGGGUGCGCUCACGCCCGGCGUUCCGGUCUCGGGCGCCGCUACUCCUGGCGGCACCAAGCUCAAGAGACCUUUGUUCGGAAGAGGCAAGAGCAGGACGUCCAGCGGCAACGAGGGGAAAAUGGUGGUGAAGAAAAAGUCUAAAGGAUUUGCGUUUGACGCCGAGCAGGGUAAGGAUAUGCUGGGUAUUGUCAUCCUGGAGAUCCAGAGCGCCGAAGAUUUGCCCAAGCUCAAGAAUGCUUUACGUGUGUCUUUCGACAUGGACCCCUUCGUCGUCAUCUCUUUUGGCAAAAAGGUUUUCCGUACCCGUGUCAUCCGACACUCUCUCAACCCCGUCUGGGACGAAAAGCUUCUCUUCCAUGUCCGCCGCCAUGAAGCUGCCUAUACCGCGCAGUUUGCGGUCCUGGACUGGGACAAGGUGUCUGGCAAUGACAUGGUCGGAACGUGUACAUUACCACUGAGCGAGCUGGUUGAGGAUGCUCCCAAACCUGACCCAUCUACUGGGUUAUAUGACAAGGAGGUUGACGGGAAGCCCGCGAUGAAAGAGUUUACUUUGCCAAUCUCCACCGACAAAGACAUGGCUUGGGAAAGCAGACACUCUCCCAAGCUCACCAUCCGUGCCAAAUACGAGCCUUAUGAUGCUCUCCGCCAACGGUUCUGGCGUCAAUACAUCAUGCAGUACGACGUCGACGAGACAGGCGCUCUAUCCUACACUGAGCUCACUGCCAUGCUCGACUCGCUCGGAUCCACGUUGACUCGCAACACUCUCGAAGGAUACUUUGUGGCGAGCGGCAAGUCGCCCGAAAGGGAUGAGUUGACGGACGAAGAAGUCAUCAGGUGUUUAGAGAGGGAAGUCAACAAGAGUCGAUAUGAAAAGGCAAAAGUCAGCCGGAACGGUGCUUCUGACGAUGUGGCCACAACCGGCUCUAGUACGCCUGCUGCCCAAUCUGGUAAAGACGGCUUGGGCUUUGUGGGUCCAGAGGGCAAUGAGUCUUCGCCCGUCGACCCAGAUGAGCUUGCACAGUCGAUUCUCAAGAGCAAGCCUAGGAAUCAGGAGGGCGCUGGGGAUGAUGAUACCGCGGGCAACCAAACCAACAUCGAGAGCACUGCCUCUCACCGUAAAGAUUCUGAAGUUCCCGCGGUCAAGGUAGAACGAACUACUUCUUUCGAUGGCAAGACUGUCCCUGCACCUGGCCAGCCUGGAGCCGACGGAAGCCUGACGCCCAUGUCUGCCUCAGACGUCGAUAUGGAUGAAAACGACGCAUCACCUGCCGAUGACCGCGAGCGAAUUAUCAAUAUCAAGACCUGUCCCCUCUGUCACCGCCCCCGAUUGGGCAAAAAGACAGAGCAGGAUAUCGUCACGCAUCUUGCUGUCUGUGCUUCAGCCGAUUGGAGUCGUGUCGACAGGAUUGUGACGGCCAAUUAUGUGACUAGCGGUCAGGCUCAGCGAAAGUUCCUGAGCAAGAUUGUCAACAAGGUUGCUAUCGGCAGCUACGCCUUGGGGGCCAACAGUGCCAACACCAUCGUGCAGGAUAGGAUUACUGGGCAAUUGCAGGAAGAGAAGAUGGCUGUUUACGUGAGAAUGGGCAUCCGGGUCCUCUACAAAGGUGCUAAAAGCAGCAUGCACGGGGCUCGAGCCCGCAAGCUUCUCAAGUCGCUGUCCAUCAAGCAAGGUCUCAAGUACGACUCUCCUGCCUCCGCCCUCGACAUUCCGGGCUUCAUCGCGUUCCACAACCUCGACGUGAAUGAGAUUCUUGACCCCCUCGACUCUUUCAAGACCUUUAAUGAAUUCUUCUACCGCAAGCUCAAGGCCGACGCUCGACCUGUCGAAGAGCCCGACAACCCACACAGGCUCGUGUCGUGUGCAGACAGUCGGAUGAUGGCUUUCGAGACUGUCAACGAGGCAACCCAGAUUUGGAUCAAGGGAAGGGAGUUUUCCGUUGCCAAGCUGCUGGGACCAAACUACAAAGAUGUGAUCGACAGGUAUGACGGAGGUGCACUGGCAAUCUUCCGCCUCGCCCCGCAAGAUUUCCACCGCUAUAAAUCGUUGGUCGAUGGGAAGAUCGGCAAGAUGACUUCCAUCGAUGGAGAAUACUACACUGUCAAUCCACAGGCCAUCAGGACGACUCUAGACGUCUAUGGAGAGAAUGUUAGGAUGGUUGUGCCUAUAGAAAGUCCUCAAUUUGGUCUGGUCAUGACUGUUUGGGUCGGGGCCAUGAUGGUGGGGUCUAUAUUGAGUUCUGUAGAGGAGGGACAGGAGGUCAAGAGAGGUGACGAGCUGGGGUAUUUUGCCUUCGGUGGGUCUACCAUCGUCUGCCUGUUCGAGAAGGGGGCAGUCGAGUGGGACAAUGACCUGUUGCAAAACGGGCGUGCCAGUAUCGAGACGCUCGUGCGUGUCAACACGGGUAUUGGCCACAGCACUAGACAAGCUUGA